AUGGGUCAGUGGCUAGCGUCCGCAUUCAAGUCGCUCCUGGGGAAGCAGGAGGUGCGCAUCUUGAUGGUGGGUCUUGAUGCUGCUGGUAAGACGACAAUUCUAUACAAGCUCAAGCUCGGCGAGAUCGUCACCACGAUCCCCACGAUUGGGUUUAACGUGGAGACGGUGGAGUACAAGAACCUUAAGUUCACCAUGUGGGAUGUCGGCGGCCAGGAUGUCCUGCGCCCGCUGUGGCGCCACUACUACCAAAAUACAAACGGCAUCAUCUUUGUUGUGGACUCCAACGACAGAGAGCGGAU
This is a messenger RNA of Trypanosoma rangeli, 299 nucleotides long. RefSeq names its product ADP-ribosylation factor 1. Gene Ontology annotation, molecular function: GTPase activity; GTP binding. The annotation marks the transcript as partial. Lineage: Eukaryota; Euglenozoa; Kinetoplastea; Trypanosomatida; Trypanosomatidae. Gene Ontology annotation, cellular component: cytoplasm. The transcript has a single exon. The record is from RefSeq and is a predicted model, not a curated record. Gene Ontology annotation, biological process: vesicle-mediated transport; intracellular protein transport.